CGGUGCCCGGCCGCCGACUAAGCCCCCCUGCGGCGCCGCGGGCGGCGAGCCAUGGAGGAGACGGAAGCGAGCCUGUGGCACCAGUUCCCGUUGCUUCUGCCCCAGAACCGGGCGAAAACCGUGUAUGAAGGAUUCAUCACUGCCCAGGGAAGAGACUUCCAUCUUAAAAUAUUGUUGCCUGAAGAUUUGCAGCUGAAGAAUGCAAGAUUACUAUGUAGUUGGAAGCUGAGGACAAUACUUUGUGGAUACCAUCAAAUAAUACAACAAAGAAUGAAGCACUCUCCUGAUCUAAUAAGCUUUAUGAUGGAGUUGAAGAUGGUCUUGGAAGUUGCUUUAAAGAAUAAACAAGAAAUACAUUCACUGCCUCCUCCUCCCCAGUUCUACUCAAGCCUUAUUGAAGAAAUAGGAAUUCUUGGUUGGGAUAAACUUGUAUAUGUGGAUUCUUGCUUCAGUACCAUCAAGUUAAAAGCUGAAGAUGCUUCUGGUAGAGAGCAUCUAAUCACUCUCAAGUUGAAGGCAAAGUACCCUGCGGAAUCACCAGAUUGUUUUGUGGAUUUUCCUGUUUCAUUUUCUGUUUCUUGGACUCCACAGAGCUCCAUAAUAAGCAUUCAUAGUCAGUUUUUGGCAGCAUUGGAAUCACUAAAGUCAUUCUGGGAUGUUAUGGAUGAAAUCGAUGAGAAGACUUGGGUACUUGAACCAGAAAAACCUACACGGAGUGCAACAGCACGCAGAAUUGCAGUAGGGAAUAAUGCUUCCAUACAUAUAGAGGUGGACCCCAAGCACCCCACUAUGCUUCCCGAGUGCUGCUUCCUUGGAGCUGACCAUGUGGUGAAACCCCUGGGAAUUAAGCUGAGCAGAAACAUACAUUUGUGGGAUCCAGAAAAUACUCUAUUACAAAAUUUGAAAGAUGUUUUAGAAAUUGAUUUCCCAGCUCGUGCUAUCCUAGAAAAAUCUGAUUUUUCUAUGGAUUGUGGAAUUUGUUAUGCCUAUCAACUUGAUGGUGCCAUUCCUGAUCAAGUGUGUGAUUAUUCCCAGUGUGGACAGCCUUUCCAUCAAAUAUGCUUAUAUGAGUGGUUGAGAGGACUACAGACUAGUAGACAGAGUUUUAACAUUUUAUUUGGUGAAUGUCCAUAUUGUAGUAAGCCAAUUACCUUGAAAAUAUCUGGGAGGAAGUCCUAAAAUAAGAACGUAAUAUUUCUGUGAAGAACUGAAACUUUAAAAGCUAUCA
Eptesicus fuscus (big brown bat) is the source of this 1228-nucleotide messenger RNA. It is a transcript of the gene FANCL, whose product is annotated as FA complementation group L. NCBI's taxonomy places the organism in Eukaryota, Metazoa, Chordata, Mammalia, Chiroptera, Vespertilionidae. Gene Ontology annotation, molecular function: ubiquitin protein ligase activity. Bases 52 to 1179 code for a protein of 375 amino acids. Gene Ontology annotation, biological process: interstrand cross-link repair; protein monoubiquitination. The record is from RefSeq and is a predicted model, not a curated record. The transcript has 14 exons. Gene Ontology annotation, cellular component: Fanconi anaemia nuclear complex; nucleus.